Molecule: messenger RNA, 2538 nt
Organism: Schizophyllum commune H4-8
Lineage: Eukaryota; Fungi; Basidiomycota; Agaricomycetes; Agaricales; Schizophyllaceae
Exons: 4
Coding region: 1-2538 (845 amino acids)
Molecular function (GO): mRNA binding
Source: RefSeq, a predicted model, not a curated record
AUGGAUUCCUACAAUAAUCACCUGCAAGAUCCUAUGUUUUCCAACGCAGUAGCCGGCUCUUUGCAUAACUCCUCGCACGCUCAGGACCUCGACAUCGACCAUGUACAACACAAUCUCAAUGCGUAUCACCCCCAUCAUCAGCAGAGUUCCGCCUUCAAUGCCCGCUCAUCCUUCAACUCAUACCCCAACACCACUCGCCUUUCGAUAUCGACAGGAACGAAUCCGCGAUUGGCGUACACGAACGGUGGUCAGUCCCAUCUGACGUCUCCGACUAUGUCGCACAUGCAAUUCAUGGAUCCGCGGGCAUCGCUGGACGGAUACGCGAAUAUGGGCGCGAGGCAGGCGCCUCCGCCGCCCGCGACUCAAGGCCACGUCCUGCCGGGCUCACAGAUUCAGAUAUCUUCGCAGACCCCGUAUGGGCCACACGUCGCUUCAGGCCCGACUGCUGCUGGCAUGCUGCCGGCUGGUGUAUCGUUCCUCAACAACGCUCCGCCUCAUGGGUCCGCGGCGCAACACCCUCCUCCUACUGGCCAGCAGCAAGGCCCUGUGCAGCACGAAGAGAUAUCGACUAUCUUUGUUGUCGGAUUCCCGGAUGACAUGCAGGAGCGUGAAUUUCAGAACAUGUUCACGUUCUCGUCGGGCUUCGAGGCUGCGACCUUGAAGAUACCGAACAAGGAGUCGACCUCGUAUGGCGCCGGCGCCAAUGCGUCCACCCGCUACGCUCCCCACAACGACCCGUACAAUCUCGUUACCGUGAACCAGGGCGGUGUUGUCGUCGACGGUGGUAGGGACGGCACCAUGUCAUCGUGGCCUCCUGCUCCGGAAGACGCCCAGCUGCCGGCACCUCAGCCCUCGAACAACAACACGCCUCAGCGCAAGCAGAUAAUCGGCUUCGCGAAGUUUAGGACCCGCGAGGAAGCCAUCUCUGCCAGAGAUGCGUUGCAAGGUCGUCGUGUUGACAUGGAGAAAGGCUCUGUGCUCAAAGCUGAGAUGGCGAAGAAGAAUCUGCACACGAAGCGCGGUGUCGGCAUCGGAACGACUGGCUAUAGUCAGCCUCCCAGUUCGAACCCCGCCAUGAAUUCUGCGGCGGCUAAUCUUCUCAGCGGCGGUCUCCAGAACGUCAACAACCUGCCAAUGAUGCCCAGCUACAACGCGGGCCAGGAUGCCAUGUUUUCGGCCGCUCUGCCAAGCGGAGGCGGUACGGAGGUCCUUUCGGCGAGGGAGCGCGAGCUCGGUGCCAUCGGCGCGAUGGGUCUUGGUUCGCAACGCCCUACCUGGCGCGAGAUGCACAAGGACGCUGUCAGCGACGACGAGCGUGGUCCCAUGCCUCUCAACAUGCGUGGUAUGCGCGAUCAGGCCCAAGAUGACAUACGUCGCGUGAACGGAGUCCAGGAUGCGUUUCGGGCCAUGACCGCCCUGUCGCCCACCUCCGAAACCAAUGGCUACUUCCACAACGAUCCGCUCUGGGCAAAGGUUCACUCCGCGCCGCAAGCGAAGUUCCCACCUCGCCCACCGAGCUCUUCCCGGCGGUCGACGUCACCUGAGACGUCCUCGACCUCGCAGCGGGACUUCUCGCCGCCGGACGAUCGCAAGCCGGACAUGCGCCGGCCGUCGCAGAGCAGCGCUUCCAGCGUGAGCGGGUCCGUGGACGCACAGAGCACGAAGAGUGCGACGGGCUUGAGCGACGACGAAUCGAUGGUGAGGGGGAUGAGGUCGCUGGCGCUCAAUGUUGCGAAUGCCAACGCGGCGCCCGUCUCGGCGCCCAAUGUAUAUGGUGCUGUUGGUCAUGACACCGGCGCUACGUCCCCUCAGCUCCCCUCGCCGGGGUCGAGCUCGGCAAGCACCAGCACACGCCACUCCGUGGAUGCCAAUCCUCCCAUCAACACGCUCUACGUCGGUAACCUCCCGUCCUCUGUGACGGGGCACCCGCCGGAGCAUCUGGAGGACUCCCUCAAGGCGCUCUUCGCCGCACAGCCAGGGUACCGCAGGUUGUGCUUCCGGCAGAAGAGCAACGGGCCCAUGUGCUUCGUCGAGUUUGAGGACGUUAGCUUCGCCACGAAGGCCCUGAACGAUCUGUACGGGCACACGCUCGACGGACUCGUGAAAGCGCCCGGCAUACGUCUGUCAUACAGCAAGAAUCCGCUGGGUGUUCGCACUCCGACAAGUGCCGGGAGCAAUGGCUCUUCCCUCCAGCAACAGCAGCAGACUCCCCUCGUCUUCCCUCUCGAAGCGUUCGCGCCGCGCGGGGAUGAGCGCCGCCGGGAUGCGACCGUGUCACCGCCGCCCGUGUUCGGCAACAACUACAUGGGCUCGCCACCUCCGCGGUUCUCGUCGCCCAACUAUGGCGGGUCGCUGCCGGCUAGCAACUUCUCCCUCGGCGGCUCGAUGUACGGCGGGUUCAGCAACAGCAACAACCCUGCGAGCUUCGCGAACUUCUCGCUCGCCACCCCUCAGCUGGGCUCAUACAACGAGCAGGCUUCGGACAUGGGCCGGCCGCUGUCGCCGCAGCACACCAUAGAGGCCACCAGGGCCGCCUGA